AUGGGCCGCCGGUCGAGAUCUUCUCCCUCGCUCUCCAAUCCCACAGGAGCUCCUGUUCCUGCGAACCCUAACGUUCAAAAUACGCCUACGGACCUUGAGAUAUCUUCUCCCGCCGAGUCUGCUGGCUCGGCGACCACUGCCGCCCCGCGGGCUACCUCCCCCACCGCAUCUACCACCUCUUCUACGCGCCCAAGAUUUCUUUCACGACUGAGCCUCCCUCUCUCACUCCCUUUGCGCAAUCGGAAUCGCAAUAUCACCGACUUUCAUAUUCGUGCUGAGGAACCACACCGUCGUUACAGUGCUGGCGAUAAUGUCCGUGGUGCUGUCGUCAUAGUUGUCGUAAAACCUGUUCGCAUUACUCAUCUAACCGUUUCGCUACACGGAUAUGUCCGUGUCCUAAAGGAUCCGACCUCGGUCGCAAAAGCGCAAGGAAGUAUCGUGCUACCGCAGAAUGGGGACUCGGCGCGCCCACGAUAUCACGGCAAUGGCCUCGCAAGCCUUUUCCAAGACGAGCAGGUGUUAAGCGGCGAGGGGAGGCUGGAGCCUGGGAGAUACGAGUUUGGUUUUGAUCUACUGUUUCCUGACAAAGGGCUUCCAAGCAGUAUUGACUUCGAGCGCGGGACCGUUUCAUAUAUGGUAACUGCCACGCUGACACGGCCAACAUCGAUUGCCCCGACAUCAUCAUGCGAGCGAAAAGUUAUGUUAGUAGAGAAUGUGGAUGUUGGUCUGCUGCCCGUCCCUCGGCCGCGCACCAUCUUCUUAGAACCGAUAUCGAAACGAAAUCGUAGGAGAAAGUCCAUGGUGAUGGACAAAUCAGCUGCGGCUCCUUCCGAGAUCAACGAACUUAAUUCGGAGCAAGAUCCUUUGGAAACACCAACGGAAGACCUUCGUGAGCAUGUGACGAAUCCGAGAAGUCCAAUACAAAGCGAUAUGCGGAGCGAGAUCAGCGGCGAAAGUGGCAUCAGCAACAGCACAAGCCUGAGUAGGCCGGAAGCCGCAUUGUCCCAGGUCGGGACACUCACAUCGGCUAAGCAACAAGCAGUUGAUAAAAAGACGAUUACCGCAACAGUCGAGCUUCUGAAGGGCGGUUGCUUGCCGGGUGAUGCUGUCUCCGUGCGGGUCACGGUUCAACAUACUAAACGGGUGAAGAGCAUGACUGGUGUGAUUGUAACACUCCUCAGACAAGGCAAAAUCGACAGCAACCCGCCGAGUGCUCUGUUUGACGAGAAUUUAAGUCGUGACGAUGUAGCUCGCAUCGAUAAGGAGGAUGUGUUUCCGCGAUCUCGGACCGGUCUGGGUGGUCUUUCGUUGACGUCUUCGAGUUCUACAAGCAUAUUCCGUAAGGAUCUUGACCAGAACAUAGCACCACUAAUCAUCGACCCCAACACCAUGCAAACGUCGGUCACUGUGACCGUCAAGCUACCUGACGACUCGUUUCCGACAAUAAAAGGUGUACCUGGAGAGAUGAUCAGCUUCAAGUAUGUGGUUGAGGUAGUUGUUGACCUCGGCGGGAGAUUGUCAAAUCAAAUGCAAACUGGCCCAGCCAGAUUUGGACCUUAUGGCCAUGGAAGUGCAGACAAUCAUACUUAUGGGCCAAGAAGAGGUGCUAAUAUUGCAGACACUUCUCAGAUGCGCCACGAAAAGGGCGUUAUCGCGGUGUCGAUGGAAACAGUCGUUGGCACAACUGAUUCGUCUCGCGGGAAGAAAAAGUCGAGAGCUUCGCCCACUUCGCGAAGCGUACAGAUUCUUGAAAGCGAUGAAGAAGAGGUCAUAGGCCAAGAACCAAAUUAUGCCGACGAUCCUCCCCUUGAGCCAUACUCGAACAGCACGCCACUCUCGCCUGGGGGUUAUUUUCCAUCACAGGCCAAUGGGAGCCGACUUCCAGCGAUCCCUUCUCAUCCCCCACAGCCAUAUUCACAAGUGGUCCCCGUGCAACACACAUCGCUCCGGCCUCGAGGCGUUGCUGGGUCAAAUUCUAACGGCCCUGUUCCCUCUCCAGCCGCGCCUUCAUACAUCCCACCUCCUGAGAUACUUAACCAGAACAAUCUUUCCGAGAAGGAGAGGAUAAGACAAGCAGAAACAAGACUUCUACCAAGUCAACCGCCGGAAGCGGGCCCAUCGACAAGUCACGAUGACGAAGAUAUAUAUGAUGCAGAGGAUACGCCCCGAGUUCCUGAUCUCGGUGGUGGCUUUGUUUCAAAUGCUCCCAAUGCUCCAAGUGCCCCCGAUGCGGGACCAUCGGCCCCCUUGGAAGACGAUGUUGACUUGCCAACAGUGCUUCUCCCAGCGGCUGUUGAAGACAAACAGGAACUCGAACGUCAACGGCUUCUGAACGAAGCCAGUGCACCGCCAGACGUUCCCGAGGAUGUGCAACGACGAGCAGACGAAGGCCUAUCGAGGGAGGUGGAAGCUGAUGCGGAAGCAAGCGCACCAAGUGCCCCAGUGGUGGAUGAUUAUGAGGAUUUUCCAGGUUACGGAUCUAGCGCGGGACCUUCUGGGACUCCAAGGCAUAUAGAUGGAGAGCAGCUACCAGCCUACCAAAGAUAA
Fusarium tjaetaba is the source of this 2547-nucleotide messenger RNA. Its product is annotated as environmental pH response palF. The transcript is spliced from 2 exons. Gene Ontology annotation, cellular component: plasma membrane; cytoplasm; cytosol. Gene Ontology annotation, biological process: ubiquitin-dependent endocytosis. Gene Ontology annotation, molecular function: protein-macromolecule adaptor activity; ubiquitin protein ligase binding. Lineage: Eukaryota; Fungi; Ascomycota; Sordariomycetes; Hypocreales; Nectriaceae. The coding region runs from base 1 to 2547 and encodes 848 amino acids. The record is from RefSeq and is a predicted model, not a curated record.